Messenger RNA from Heteronotia binoei (common prickly gecko), 4010 nucleotides. It is a transcript of the gene ITGA11, whose product is annotated as integrin subunit alpha 11. The coding region runs from base 1 to 3960 and encodes 1319 amino acids. The record is from RefSeq and is a predicted model, not a curated record. The transcript has 31 exons. Lineage: Eukaryota; Metazoa; Chordata; Lepidosauria; Squamata; Gekkonidae. Gene Ontology annotation, molecular function: integrin binding. Gene Ontology annotation, cellular component: external side of plasma membrane; integrin complex. Gene Ontology annotation, biological process: cell adhesion mediated by integrin; cell-matrix adhesion; cell-cell adhesion.
AUGGAGCUGGAGCUGUACUCCGCCCACCAGCCCCAUGAGAGGAGACAUCGCCAAGUUGUGGCUUUUGCCAUCGCCUUUUCUCCUCCAGCUCCAAACCGGCGAGCAAAUCCCAGCUUGGGGAACGCGGCGGCCGCCUGCAGGAGAGGGGCGGAGGGGCGCCCGGCUGGCGAGGUGUCCCCUAAAGGGUGUCUCGGCUGGGCCGGACCUCCCCCCGGCUCCUUCUUCCCCUCCCACUUCCUCUCCUCCAGGAGCCGCGGCUGUCAGGGAGCCGGGAGAAGCGACUGGGGGAGAGGCGCGGAGCUUUGCGCAAAGUUGGGCUACCGGUCUGGCGCGGCGCCUGCGGCCGAGGGUUGGGGCCGGCCGCCCCCGGGACCCUCCUCGGGCGCUCCCAUGGACUUCUCCCCAGGGCUGGCCGCAGCCUGGUGGGCGCUGUGCCUCUUGGCAGAAUUCUCUGGAGCCUUCAACAUUGAUACGAAGAGGCCCCGAAUUAUACCCGGCUCGAAAGACGCAUAUUUUGGCUACACAGUCCAACAGCAUGAAAUCAAUGGGAAGAAAUGGCUGGUGGUGGGAGCCCCUUACGAAACGAACGGGCAGCAGAAGACGGGAGAUGUCUACAAGUGUUCCGUGGACAUCGAGGCCAACAGCACCUGUUCCAAGCUCAACCUGGGAAGAGUAACUCUUUCCAAUGUGUCCGAGCGCAAGGAUAACAUGCGUCUGGGUCUCAGCUUGACCACAAACCCUAAAGACAACAGCUUUCUGGCCUGCAGCCCUCUCUGGUCUCACGAGUGCGGAAGUUCGUACUACACCACAGGGAUGUGCUCUAGGGUGAACUCCAACUUCAGAUUCUCCAAGACGGUGGCUCCAGCGCUCCAGCGGUGCCAAACGUACAUGGAUAUAAUUAUCGUCCUGGAUGGAUCCAACAGCAUCUACCCUUGGGUGGAAGUCCAGCAUUUCCUGAUCAACAUCUUGAAGAAAUUCUAUAUCGGGCCAGGCCAAAUACAGGUUGGAGUUGUGCAAUAUGGGGAGAACGUAGUGCACGAGUUUCACUUGAACGACUACAGGUCUGUGAAGGACGUGGUGGCUGCUGCCAGCCAUAUCGAGCAGAGGGGAGGCACGGAAACUCGGACCGCGUAUGGGAUUGAGUUUGCCCGCUCCGAAGCCUUCCAGAAAGGUGGGCGGAAGGGAGCUAAGAAGGUGAUGAUCGUCAUAACAGACGGGGAGUCGCACGACAGCCAAGACCUCGAGAAAGUGAUCGAAGACAGCGAGAAGGAUAACGUCACCAGAUAUGCCGUGGCGGUCCUUGGUUAUUACAACAGACGAGGAAUCAAUCCCGAAGCCUUCUUGAAAGAGAUAAAGUUUAUAGCAAGCGAUCCAGAUGAAAAGCAUUUCUUCAAUGUCACCGAUGAAGCUGCUCUAAAAGAUAUUGUUGAUGCUCUCGGAGAGAGGAUUUUCAGUCUGGAAGGCACCAACAAGAAUGAAAUAUCCUUUGGCCUUGAAAUGUCCCAGACGGGUUUUUCAUCACACAUUGUAGAAGAUGGGGUUUUGCUAGGAGCGGUCGGCGCUUACGACUGGAACGGAGCUGUGCUCAAAGAGACCAGCAGUGGCAAAGUGGUUCCUCACCGAGAAUCCUACCUCCAAGAAUUCCCCGAGGAGCUCAAGAAUCACGGAGCGUACCUAGGUUACACCGUCACCUCAGUGGUGUCGACGAGGCGGGGCAGGAUUUACGUCGCGGGAGCCCCCCGAUUCAACCACACGGGGAAAGUGAUCAUUUUCACAAUGCACACCGACCGGAAUCUCUCCAUCCACCAGUCGCUGAAAGGGGAACAGAUUGGCGCCUAUUUUGGAAGCGAAAUCAGCUCUGCAGAUGUUAAUGGCGACGGGGUCACCGAUGUGCUCUUGGUGGGAGCGCCCAUGUAUUUCAGUGAAGGGAGAGAGAGGGGAAAGGUGUACAUCUAUAUUCUAAAAGAGGACCGAUUGAUUGCUAAUGGGACCCUGGAAGACUUCCCGAGCUACCAGAACUCCCGGUUUGGUUCCUGCAUCGCUUCCGUCCCAGAUCUGAACCAGGACUCUUACAACGACAUCAUUGUGGGCGCCCCUCUGGAAGAAGACCACCAAGGAGCCAUUUACGUCUUCCACGGCCGCCAGGAAAACCUCCACCGGAAAUAUAAGCAGAGAAUUGCAGCAGCCGACCUUUCUCCGGGAUUGAUGUAUUUUGGGUGCAGCAUCCACGGGCAACUGGAUUUGAAUGAAGACGGGCUCAUCGACCUGGCUGUCGGCUCUCUUGGAAGCGCUGUGUUGUUAUGGUCCCGCAGUGUGGUGCAGGUCAAGGCCAGCUUCCAGUUCGAGCCGCCCAAGAUCAACAUCUUCAACAAGGACUGCACCCGCAAUGGAAAGGACGCCACCUGCCUGUCUGCCCUGGUUUGCUUCACGGCCGUCUUCCUCUCGCCACACUUCCAGACAGCGAGCAUCGCGCUGAAUUACAACGUCACUAUUGAUGAACGCCGGUACGUCCCACGGGCCCAUCUAGAUGAAAACGGGGACCGGCACACCCACAAGGCGGUCGUGUUGUUCGCCGGACGAGAACAGUGUGGCGGGCUGGAUUUCCACGUCAUGGACACGGCGGAUUACGUGAAGCCCGUGACCUUCUUGGUCGACUAUGCCCUGGAUGGUCCCGAUGGUGGCCCGGUGAUGGAUGAUGGGUGGCCGACCUCUCUGAAAGCUGCGGUGCCUUUCUGGAAUGGAUGUAAUGAAGAUGAGCACUGCAUCCCCAACUUAGUCCUUGAUGCUAAAACGGACCUUCCAAGUGCCAUGGAGUAUUGCAGACGCGUCCUGAGAAAGUCGCACUCGGAUUGCUCGGCCUACGCCCUGUCUUUUGACUCCUCCAUUUUUGUCAUAGAGAAUGCCAGGAGGAGGGUGGCAGUAGAAGCGACGCUGGAGAACCGCGGGGAAAAUGCAUAUAACACCGUUCUAAACAUUUCCUUCUCACGAAACCUGCAGUUUGCGAGCUUGAUCCAGAAGGAUGACCUGGACAUCAACAUAGAAUGCAUGUCUGAAGAAAAGCAUCCUAACAGAAGGAUUUGCAACGUCAGCUACCCAUUCUUCCGGGCAAAAGCAAAGGUGGCUUUUCGCCUGGAUUUUGAAUUCAGCAAGACUGUUUUCCUGCAGAGCUUGGAGAUCUCCCUGACUGCGAGCAGUGAGAGUGAGGAACAAGAAGGCACCAGAGAGGACAACUCUGCGCUUUUGAAGCUUCCGCUGAAGUAUGAAACUGACCUGCUUUUCACCAGGAGUUCCAGCCAGAACUAUUAUGAGAUCCUACCAAACAAUUCUCUGGGGAGAUACGACGGUGUUGGACCGCCAUUCAACUGUACUUUUAAGCUUCAGAAUCUGGGCCUCUUUCCUAUCGAUGGGCUGGCGAUCCGAAUCACCGUCCCGGUGGCCACCCGAGGAGGGAACCGCCUCCUGCAGCUGCUGGAUUUCAAGGAAACCACAAUCUGCACAAUCGGAGGCAACAACACGGACUACCGGAGGACCCCUUCCGACGAAGACAUGGGCCGCCACCCCCAGCUGAACCACAGCAAUUCUGACGUGGUCCUGAUCCUGUGCAGCAUGGUGCUGGCUGCCGGAGAAGAAGUGAACUUCCGCCUGCACGGACAUCUGUGGAUGGAGUCACUCCGAGCUCUCAAAUUCAAGUCCCUGCGAUUCGUGAUCAACGCGGCAUUGCAGAGGGGCUUCCGCAGCGCCUUCGUCUUCCGAGAGGAGGAGCCCAGCCGGCAGAUAACGUUUGAAAUCUCCAAGCUAGAGGAGUCCCACAUCCCCAUCUGGAUCAUCAUUGGGAGCACGCUCGGCGGUCUCUUGCUGCUGGCCCUCCUCGUGUUGGCGCUGUGGAAGCUCGGCUUUUUCAAGAGUGCCAGUCGCAAGAGAGACCCCGCACAAGACCAGGACUCCAAAGACUUGGACUGAGGCCUCCAGUUCCCCAGGGGAGGGGAAAAGAUCUGUCACUCCUCACAGCC